UCAACACUUGUGGUUUAUAUAAACUUAUAACCAUGUAUCAUGUAUUACAUGUAGUUCUUAUCGAGUUAUGUCGUCAUCUCCCAAUGGAAACGAAUCCAACCAUUAUCUGGCUAAACCAACUUUUGAAUCUGUAAGUCAUGACCUCAACACCCGUGAAUGGGAUGACCUUAUAGAAAAAUCAGAUAUUAGCAGUCAGUCUCUGCCAACAGAAGACGUGGAACCUAUCCAGCCUCUGCCACCAAUUCAAUUUAUGACACAUACCUCCAAAACAAAGCGGCCUGUCACAGAGGAUUACAUGGUUCAAUGUGCCGAUUGUAAGAAAUGGAGGCUCAUACCUUCGAUGCAACACUACAAAACAAUCAAAGAAACACAACUUCAAACCCCCUUUGUCUGCGAGAGAGCAUGUGCUUGGACGCCAAACAUGUCUUGUAAUGUUCCUCAAGAUGGAACAACAUGUGAUACAUGGUCUAACAUCCCUCCCAUACCCACCGGCUGGUCACGCUCGGUGUAUAUUAGAAGUGAUUCCACAAAAUUUGCAGACGUAUAUUAUUUUCCUCCAUCAGGAGAGAGGCUACGAUCAUCAGCUGAUGUCCGAAGUUUCUUGGACAACCACCCAGAAUAUGUGAGAGCAGGGGUGAAUCCUUCUCAGUUCUCAUUUCAGUUGCCGAAACCCCUGGACGAGAACUAUGUGAAGAAGCGCACUCGACCAGUGAAACCAACAAAAUCGUCAAAGGAUAACAAUUGUAAAAAGGACAAAAAAUGAAACUUUAGUCAUUAUUUCAUAGACAAAUAUAGUCUAUGAGGACAAAAAUUAAGU
Messenger RNA from Arabidopsis lyrata subsp. lyrata, 817 nucleotides. Its product is annotated as putative methyl-CpG-binding domain protein 12. The transcript has 3 exons. The coding region runs from base 68 to 763 and encodes 231 amino acids. Gene Ontology annotation, molecular function: DNA binding; zinc ion binding. NCBI's taxonomy places the organism in Eukaryota, Viridiplantae, Streptophyta, Magnoliopsida, Brassicales, Brassicaceae. The record is from RefSeq and is a predicted model, not a curated record.